This is a messenger RNA of Acytostelium subglobosum LB1, 3228 nucleotides long. RefSeq lists its product as hypothetical. Gene Ontology annotation, biological process: DNA repair; DNA damage checkpoint signaling; mitotic DNA replication checkpoint signaling. The coding region runs from base 1 to 3228 and encodes 1075 amino acids. NCBI's taxonomy places the organism in Eukaryota, Evosea, Eumycetozoa, Acytosteliales, Acytosteliaceae. Gene Ontology annotation, molecular function: chromatin binding. The transcript is spliced from 5 exons. The record is from RefSeq and is a predicted model, not a curated record.
AUGAGCUAUAAAUCAUUCUCAAGUUCAAAGAAGACAAAGCACAAGAGUGACAAUGCUACAACAGUACCGAUAAGCAACUUCUUUAGAACUCAAUCAUCAAAGAAUAGAGAUGAUGAGGAGGAGGAGAUUGAAGACCCAGACUUUGUAAGCUUCGCUUCAUCAUCCUCCUCAUCAUCCUCCAAGAAGUCAUCAUCUUCAGGCUCAGUAAAAGGCUCGUCUUCGUCUUCAUCAUCUUCAUCAUCGUCGUCAUCAAAGAGUUCAUUGUUAGCAGAUGAUCGCAGUAGUAGCAACAAGAAGAAGAUGAUGUUCAGCAGCAGUAGCAGUAGCGGUAGCAGUAGCAGUAGCAGUAGCAGUAGUAGUAGCAACAAGACAGGUGGUUCAACAUCACUGAGGGGAGGAUUGUCACGUGACAAUAAGUCACCACCUGUAUCUCCUGUCCUCAACAAUAGCGCUUCAUUAUCAUCAUCAUCCAAUGCGUCAAAAACAGCAACAAAGUUUGUUGCACCAGCCCUGUCAACAUCAUCAGAGGAUACCAAGUUUGAGUGCAUCUAUGCCACCCUAGAGGACUGUCCCGAACGACACUCUGAGAGCCAUCUCAGCGAGUACUCACACAAGGAUGACUUCAAGUUGUCUAGCAUCAGCGUCACAAGUAGCAACAGCAGUAUCAACAGCACGAGCAGCAGUAGUAUUAAGAAGAUCGACAUAGUCAGCAGCAUCAGCAGUAGUACACCAACAACAAGAAGAAAGACACAACAAAGCACGCCAAUAUCUUCAACCCCUCCAUCACAGCCAACACCUUCGUCGUUGCCUGAGGUGGAAGUGGUGUUGACCAAACUACCAGAGUUCAGAAAGAGGAAGCAGCCAGGCGAUGAGUCACAACCAACGCCAACAACACCGCCAUUGACACCAACACCAACACUGACACCACAGCAACAGCCAGAAGAUAUCGAAGAGGAUGAUCCAUUGGUGAUCAAAAAGCAACUACCGCGGUCCAAGUUUGCAAGGAAAGACAACGACACAUCAAUUGGCAAGUCAGUCAUCACUGGUAUCUCUGCAUCCACAGUCUCCUUGUCAUCACUUUCGACACAUGGCAAACCAAUUGUUAUCAAUGGUCACUCAAGUAGUAGUAGUAUUGGUGUUGGCGGACACCAAUCACGUGAUCAAUCCCCAUCUACAACAACAACAUCCACGAUAAAGAUUCAACAUGGAAACGACUUCAUUGACGAUAUAUUCAACGUUGACAGUUAUUCGACCACCAAGACAACGGACAACAACAACAACAACAACAACAACAACAACAAUAACAACAACAGGUCAGCCAAGACAAAGGACGUCCGACCUUGGAUCGAAAAGCACGAGCCCAAGACUGAGGAGGAUAUCAGAUUGGUCAUCCAUCGCAACAAAGUGGAUGAGGUCAAGAACUGGUUCCAAGAUCGUUGCAAAGAGAUAUCGAACAGCACACUCAUCACUCAAAAGAUGUUGAUAAUGACAGGACCGACCGGAGCAGGUAAGACAGCCCUGAUCAAGGUAAUGGCCAACAUCUUCUCUUUUCAGAUUGAAGAGUGGAUCAAUCCCGUGAUGGAUGUGAUCAAGAACCAAGACGACAAGGUCAGGAGUAACUACACGCCACAGUUUGAGACCUUUAAGAACUGGCUAAAGUCAAACGAAAGAUGCGAUUUGUUUGGAGCGACAACAGGCAAGAAGAAGCUACUCUUAAUUGAGGAGUUACCGAAUAUCCAGCCACAUGUUCUCGAUGAGUUUAGACAAUCAUUCCGAAUGUUUCUCAAACGUACCAUCUAUCCACUUAUCUUUAUCUACUCUGACAGCUUUGCUGGCAACUCUGGACUCAAUCAACUACUUGAUUAUCAACUGCAAAACAAUGUACAUACAAAGCAGAUUGCAUUCAACGCUGUUGCCCCUGUUACAAUGUUUAAGUACUUGAAGGAAAUGACAAUCAAAGAGGGAUACAAGGUGGAGGACGACAUUGUGGAAUCGAUUCGAUUGGAGAGUGGAGGUGAUAUUCGUGCCGCGAUCAACUCUCUCGAGUUUCACUGUGUUGGAAAGAAUAGAGAGGUCAUUGUCAAGCCAAAGAAGGCCACAAAGAAGAGUGCCUCCGAUUCCAAGUCAGCAGCCGACAAGUCCAAGAACAGGGAGCACUCUCUAUCCCUGUUCCACUCACUAGGCAAAAUACUCUACAACAAGCGAAUUGCCACAGGAAACAACAACAAAAACCUAUGGUACAAGGAAAAGUACAAUCGAGCACCUUUGGAGAACAUACCUGAGGAGGUGUUUGAACACUCUCAUGUGGAUGGCAGCAUGUUUAUAUCAUUCCUUCACGAGAACUUCUUGUCAUUCUACGUGGACAUUGACGAGGUCAGCGACACGAUGCAGUAUCUGAGCGACGCCGACAUCAUCUCCACCUCAAAGUCACACAUCACAUUCGACACGGCCAAUCCCCAGGCCAUGUCAGUUUCACUGCGAGGAUUCACCUAUUCUCACAACACACCGGCCUCUCGCCAGUACUUCCAGUUUGUCAAGCCUCACUUCCAUCAGUCCACACAACACUGUCAGACACUGAAAGACAACCUCCGCGACUUCCUUUUCAAUCAACAGUUGAUCUCACAGCAAUACCUGGCUCAAACAUUCCAAUCACAGUCAAUUACUACAUCCAGGUCUACCUCCAACAACAACAGGUCAAGUGGCAGUAGUGGUAGUACAUCAUCGUCUGGUAGCUUGGCAGCAAUCAUUCAACCGAUGCAAUCAAUGUCAUUGUAUGAACAGUCACCAAUGUUGUCACACACUCUCCCAUUCUUGCUAUACAUCAGUCGACAACGUAAUAUCAAACAGUAUCAUGAUUUGAGCCAUCCUUACUCAACAUUCUUCAAGAGUGAGGGCAAGGCAAUGCUCGAUCGCUUGGCCAUCAAUCCCAAUGGCUACAUGGCAUUUGGUAAUUUUAGAGAGAAUCAACUCAAUGACAAGGACACUGUAAAGCAAGAGCGUAAUGAAUUGGAGACCGAUUUCAAAUCUGGUGUUGGUGGUGGAGGAUCAUCAUCAUCGUCAUCAUUCAACAACAACAAUCGAUACAAGUACAACAACAACAACAAUAGGUACAACAACAAAAACAACAAGAAUAACCAAGAUAAUGAUGAUGAUGAGGAUAGCCUACCAGGAAUAAGGAUUUUGUAUGGAAACAAUGAAGUGCUCCGAGAAGACGACAUUGAGGAAUGA